Messenger RNA from Kuraishia capsulata CBS 1993, 342 nucleotides. RefSeq lists its product as uncharacterized. Bases 1 to 342 code for a protein of 113 amino acids. NCBI's taxonomy places the organism in Eukaryota, Fungi, Ascomycota, Pichiomycetes, Pichiales, Pichiaceae. The record is from RefSeq and is a predicted model, not a curated record. The transcript has a single exon.
AUGCUAAUAGACUCGAAUGUUUUGAAAAGCCCUGGUACGUUAGUAUAUGUGAUUGUCCAUCCUGACAACUUCGACACAGACUUAUUACUUUUGCGCCGUGGCUCAUCCCGAUCUGAUAGUGGCCCAUUGCCGCAUGUUCUAAAACCGCUGAGGGGUCUGUAUUUGGCACAUUUCACGUUGAUUAUCGGGAAAAAUGGAAAUCUAGCCAAUGCGCCAUCAUCUAUGAGCUUUUGGAUUAAUGAAUCGGCUUCCUUUAAGACUUUUCGUGAUUACGCCUAUCCCCGGAUCAGAUAUUCUCUACAGAUCGCAGCGCCGUUUCCAAGAUACAGUGCGGCAAUAUAA